Messenger RNA from Danio rerio (zebrafish), 1616 nucleotides. It is a transcript of the gene elp5, whose product is annotated as elongator acetyltransferase complex subunit 5. Gene Ontology annotation, cellular component: cytoplasm; elongator holoenzyme complex; nucleus. The record is from RefSeq and is marked provisional. Gene Ontology annotation, biological process: tRNA wobble uridine modification. Lineage: Eukaryota; Metazoa; Chordata; Actinopteri; Cypriniformes; Danionidae.
UCGUGUUGAUUUCACUCGUGGAUUGUAACUCAUACACUAGAUUUUACAUUAGUGGCUGUCAUCUUUUUCGUUAGAUCUUCAUAAUGUUUAAUCAGUAGCUGUUGUAAUAAUACAGUGCUUUGUAUAUUUUGCAGAGCAGUUUAUCUGUUAGCUGGUAGUGUUUUGAGUCAUGCUGUUAGAAGUGCUACAGGCAGCAGACGCUGGAGGAUUCAUACUCAUUCAGGAUUCUGUCCAAUGCUGCGGUCGAGGAAUCCUCCGGUGUUGUAUUAACGCAGCGCUGAAGAGGGACGAGGAUGUGCAUGUGCUGGGGUUUGAGAGUCCUGAAACAGAAGUGUGUGCUGGCUUAGACUGCAGUUUUGCGCAAAAGCUUCAUUUUCAUAAGGGUUUUCCUGAUCCCCUCGGCUGGAGGGGCAAAUCUUCUUUCACCGUUCAGCAGUUCACUUCUCAACACAUAACUCAACUCAUCAGAGACUCGCAACCUGCUAAAGCAUCAGUUCUAGUUGUUGACUCUCUCUCGCUGGUUUUAAGACAUCACAAUCCUGUCAUCGUCUGUCAGAGUCUUCAGGAGCUCAGAAAAGGAGGAGUUGUUAAAACUAUUAUCGGUCUCCUGCAUUCAGAUUUGCAUCUGCAAGGUAUUGUGGGCAUCGUAUGCCACUUAGCCAGUACUGUAAUCUCUGUGGCACCCACAAACAACGAACGUCAUGCUGUGGCGACGACCACAAGACGCACAAAAUCAGGCAAAGUUACGCAGGAGGAAGAGUACUUCAGUGUGUCCGAGGACGCGACGCUUUCUGUCCAGAGCAAACCUCGUCAACAUGAUCGUGUAGAGAAAGAGCAGGAUUCAGCUGAGGUCGAUCCAGCAUCAAACCUGACUUUCAAUCUCCGUCUGUCUGAGGAGGAAAGAAGAGCCAAAGAGAAAGUGGCGCUGCCGUUUGUGUUUAGCCAAGAGAAGAAAUCAGCUCUUCUGAGGCCGACUCCAGGCUCAGGAAGGAUCAUGUAUGAACCCGACGCCAACGAUGACUUCGAUGAGGAGGAUCCAGAUGAUGAUCUUGAUGUGUGAAAGAAGAAAACACACAUCCUCAUUCACGACACAAGUCUGUGACUAUUACACGCAUCUGUAAACAUUAUUUAUUUCCUAUUCAUAAUUCACCACAAUAUCAAACAGUCUGCGGCAGUCUGAUAUCUGUCAGCUCCAAGAGAAUGUUUUGACAGCGAGUUGUAAAUACAGUUUUUCUAUUAAGUUUGACAUUUGGUGGACAAACGACACCAACAACACCCUUAUACGCUUUGUUAUUUAUAGAUAAUGUUAAUAAUAAUAUUGUCUCAAUAUUUAAAGCUUAAAUGUGAAUAUAAUUCUUUCCGAUGUAUUGGUUGAGGUUUUCACUAAAGAUCCCCAAACUUGUACUUCUGAGUUUAGAAAUGGUGCUCCAAACAUAAUAAAAAAUAAUAUUGGAAAUCAAAUAUACAUGCAAAACUGCACACACUUUAUCUCUGUUCAUUUUCUGUUGGCCAGCAUUAUUAUCAUGACCUUCUCUGCUCUUGUGUGGUAAUUAAUGUGUCCUGUAUUCCUGCAGCCUCACAACCACGCAGAUUUUAAUAAAAUGUAAGAUGUUUUA